Molecule: messenger RNA, 3536 nt
Organism: Bacillus rossius redtenbacheri
Lineage: Eukaryota; Metazoa; Arthropoda; Insecta; Phasmatodea; Bacillidae
Product: ankyrin repeat and LEM domain-containing protein 1-like
Exons: 7
Coding region: 1104-3398 (764 amino acids)
Biological process (GO): resolution of meiotic recombination intermediates; double-strand break repair via homologous recombination
Cellular component (GO): nucleoplasm; cytoplasm
Molecular function (GO): protein binding; DNA endonuclease activity
Source: RefSeq, a predicted model, not a curated record
UUUGGGGCAAAAUUUAAUAUUUCUUUGUCAAAAAAAAAACUUUCUGAGCAGCAUGUGAAACUUCUCAAAUUGCGUUGCCUAGAUUUCUACAUUGAAUCUGUGAAACAGAUUACAGAUCGUUUUCCUUUCAAUGAUCCUAUUUUCACUAUGCUUGAAGUGCUAGAUCCUACUAAAAUAUCACCUUGUCAAUCUAUUGCACCACUGGCUUCCCUGUUUCCAAGAUUAAUAAAAGAAAAUGAGAUCCAACAACUCGAUACAGAAUGGCGAUUGCUACGUAAUACGGAAAUUGGUGGUAGUAGUGGCAGUAAAGACACAGUACAAGAUUUCUGGGAUAGUGUCCGUAAAAAAUCAUACGCAGACUCCAACCAGGUAUUUCCUUUACUAGCCAAAUUUAUUUGGAGUCUUUUGAGUCUACCCCAUUCGAGUGCUACAGCGGAACGAGUGUUUUCAGCAGUGAAUUUGAUGAAAACGAAAACCAGGAACAGGCUAUCAUCAAAGACAGUAUGCGGUUUGUUACACACCAAGAGACUAGUUUCUAAAUCCGAAUGCUUUUCUUUUGAUGUAACUAGUACAAUAAUUAAGAGAGUUCAAAACAAAAUGUAUGACAGUGAUGAUGAUGAUGAUGAUGAUGAUAAUAAUGAUGACUGACGUUUUGGUAAUUGAAGAAGGAGCAGGCUACAAGCAACUUUUUGUUUUCAUCAGUUUUUUAUAAGGUCAGUGAAAAUAAAAAAAAAAUUCUUGUGGUUUGUGUAUCUUAAUAUGUAAUGUGUGUGAAACAAGUUUUUGUUACUAAUUUAAAAGUAAAUGUGUGUAAAAAUAGGUUUACUAAAUUAAUUGUAAAGGAAAGCUAUAUGUUUAGGAUAUCUACUUCUUUCUACUGUUUUUUCACGGUUCAAUCUCCUGUUUUGGUGAGUGGUAGACCUGGCAACACUGCGCUUGCUGCCUUGUUUGCUCUGUGAAAUGUUUUGGCGCGAAAAAGAUGGAGGGAAGCGUUUUUUAAUGACAAUAUUUUAGUUAUUUUGUGGUUUAGGGUGAAGUGGGGUGUUUUUUUUUUUUGUUGUUUAUGCAGAAUGGAAAAUAGAGACUCGUUUUGUUUGUGAACGAUGGACUCCACGAAGGAAGUGACUAGGUUAUUGUACAAUACGUUGAAACGAAAUACCUGUGGUUUGGAGUGUUUUCUGAAGAAAGGAGCAAGUCCUAAUCUCAUUCUGCCAGAGUAUGGAGUGGCUCCCUUUCAUAUCGCUGUUGCUAUUGGGAAAGAAUCGUACGGGUUCCACGCAGCAAAACUGUUUCUGCAGUAUGGAGGAGACCCAAACGUAAGAUCGGUGGAGGGCCUGACCCCAGUGCACGUGGCCGCGGUGUGGGGCCAGGUCGCCACCCUGUACUUGCUGCUCGUCAACGGCGGGGACCCUCGGCUGACGGACGAGGAGGGUCGCGAUGCCUUCCAGCACGCCCGGCUGAAGCGGCAGGUGACCGCGCUGCGGUUGCUGGAGAGCUUCCAGGGGCAGGGUGUGAGCGCCAGCAACCCGGGUAAAGCUAUUUUACCCAGCGAGAACCUCUCUUCGGGACACGUCACCGAUCCUGCGGUAGAGCUGCAAGCCCCAGAGACUCGAUCUGCAGGCACACAGACACAGUAUUUUAGACCAUCGUUUGCGCCUGUGUGCUCAGAAAAUAAACAACAGCCGUUUACCAACAAGUCACAUAUUGAAGAAAAUAUAAUAUCAUUGCAUAGUCAUGGAGAAUUUGUGAAUACCAGCAUAAUAUCAGUUAAUAAGGUUAGUAAUAAUAAAUCUAAUGAGCACAAAGACUUCCUCUCCGAACUGAAGCAUGUCCUAGCCUGCAGGGGAGAUACUGGUUCAGUAAAGAUACCAGGUCGUUGUGACAAAGGUGGUGGUAAUGAAUCCAUUAAGGAAAAUUUUAACACUUGUGACACAGUGCUGCAUUCUGAUAGCAGCAGUAUGAAUGAUGCUGACGUAUUACCCAGUGUGCCUACGGAAGGAAACAGAUCUACUUCAAGUGAUUUGGUUCUUGAAGAACUGAAAUCUUUUGAUAAAAAUUGCAGUUUGGUACACCACUUUGAAGACAAAUGUAGUGUUCUGCCCACAAGAGGAAAAACUGAUGUAGAUUUGCAAGAGGCAGGGAGCGAGAAAACGUGUGAGAAUAAGACAAAAGAUGGCUCUGUGGAAGGUGCAGCGUACUUGAGUUGUGAGGACAUGUUUGGUAGUUUGUUGACUGAAGAUGAGAGUGCUGUGCGUAACUCGGUGGAACACCAUCGCAGACGGGUCCCCACUGUACAAGUGUCCGACCUGAUGACCAGCGACGAAGGUGGCUCCAUGUCUGGCCCAAGGACGUGUUCUCAGCCACCUGUUGUGGACACUGCUGAGCCAGAACCAAGCCCCAGGGAGUGCUCUUCAGUUAGUGUUGACAGUCGUAACUCGUUGGUACCGCUUUGUGAAGAGUACAGGUACACUGAUGACGAAGAAGGCGUCGUCCUCUUGGAGAAAGUGUUUUUGGUUGAGCGUGACAGUUUGCAGUUACUCACAGAAGACAAACAUUCUAGUUCUGCGCUGCAAGAAGAGCGAGAUGAUGCAGUCUCGUCCACUGCUGCUUCAUUCCCUAUCAGUUUGGAUUAUGACAGCGAUACCCUCCGCAAAGACCUUAGGAAGCUGGGGCAGAAUAUUGGUCCUAUCACAGCCACUACCAAAAGAGUGUAUCUGAAGAGAUUAUAUGCAUUGCAUAAACACUUGUCGCUGCCUCCUCCCACAGGAAACAUAGUUCGAGAGUACAGUAGUGUCCUGGAGAAAGCACUGAAUAACAUUGAGACUGUAAAUUCAUACGCUGCACUUGAGCAAGCAGUGUCUCAGCAGUUUUCGUCUCCGGACCGUACUUGUCGAUGGCGGAAAGGCGUGCUGAAGACUUCCUUCACUUACCUGCUGCUGGACCCCCGGGUGUCUCGCAACCUGCCUCGUCGCGGUGAGACGCUGUCCCGGCAAGAGCAGUGGUCCGCCUUCCUGUCUGCUGUGUUCUAUGUGGGCAAGGGGACGCGUGCCCGCCCUUACGCUCAUUUGUACGAGGCGGUGGCGGCUUGGAAGAAACCGAGGCCCCACGUCAACAGUAAGGUUCGGCUCAUCCUGGACGUUUGGCGUCAGGAUUUGGGCGUGGUGUGCCUCCACAUUUUCCAGACCGUCAUCCCAGCGGAAGCGUUUACCCGGGAGGCGGCCAUGAUCGAUGCCAUUGGCUUGAGAAACUUGAGGAACUGCAAAAGGGGUGAAUAUUACGGAGUCGCCAGCACGUGGACCAAGACCCAGCAACAGCAGUUGGGUUCUUAUUUGUUGUACAGGGCCUUGCAGAUGUUUCUGAUCGAAGGCGAACGGCAAGUACGGCCAGAUGAAAUAUGAAUUUCUUGGGUUAGAAAUGUGAUUUUAUUGACAAAGUUACUUCGUGACUGGUAACUGUAAUUUACAGAACAGUGUAUUGUGCAGUUCAAAUCAACCAAAGAAUAAAUAAAUACCACCAUCUGUGGCCAACCAUUCCAA